Molecule: messenger RNA, 1002 nt
Organism: Periconia digitata
Lineage: Eukaryota; Fungi; Ascomycota; Dothideomycetes; Pleosporales; Periconiaceae
Source: the annotation of a GenBank genome assembly
CGGCAGAUUGAAAUACGCGACAUGCCUGCGACCCGGAAGACGCCCGAAAAUGUCCCGGGAACUGGCGAUCCUGAUCGGAAGAGGGUGUUGAAUGUGCUAGCCCAAAGGCGAUAUCGUCAAAGGCGGAGAGAGAAGAUGGCUGCGUUGGAGGCUCAGAAUAAGGGUCGUUGUGUGGAGUUAGUAUCCGAAGAAAGUGCCCAGUGUGCGCCUGGGCUUACAGCCACAUGGUCCGACUCUUCGCUAGAAGAUCCAAUUGCGGAAACAAAUAAUGCUCAGCAAAUCCACACUUUCGGACUACCCAUGGUCGACUUUGGUGGAGAUCUCCUUGACAUGCAAUUACUUGAGGACUUCAAUAAUUCAUGCAGUCCAUCCAGCCAGUCCAGCAGCUCAGACGCAAUAACCCACUCCAACCCCAUCCAAACAACCACACCUCCACCAAACCUCACCUUCCCCCUAACCGCCGACGGCGCCCAACUCGACAUUCCCGUCCUCUCCGCCAUGCGGGCUGCCAUGAACAUCAGCACAGCCCUCGGCCUCGCAGACAUAGUCUGGGACCCAAACUACAUGCACACGUUCCCCACAUCAACACCCCUCGACAACCUCCCACCCAACCUCCACCCAACUCCAGCCCAGCUAACAAUCCCGCACCACCCCUUCCUCGACGCCCUGCCCUGGCCUUCGAUCCGCGAGAAGCUGAUUUGCAUGUUAGCCAUGCCCUCUGGGCUCCGUCCGCCUGUUGCUCGCGACGAUGAGCCAGGGAGUAUGGGCCAGGGUCUUGCGGUGCUGCAGCUCACGACUCAUCUGGACGAUUAUCGAGAUGGGAUCAGGGUCCAUGGGAACAUGGUGGGGUGGGGAGACUCGAGUGAGAUGGUCGAGGAGGCAUGGGAGAUUGGCGAGUGCUUUUUUAGGAAUUGGUGGUGGUGUAUUGAUGAAGGGGCUGUGAGGAUCACGAAUAUGCGGAGGAGGGAACGGGGGUUGAGGCCGUUGAGGAUGAAGGGGUAA